CGUAGAUAAAAUUUAACGUUAUUUUACCGUAUUUAUUGCACGAAGGAAAGAAAACAGUACUUAACAGUAUUUUGGGAACAGAAAGCUGCAGCAAGCACAUGUGGAUUUUCAUCCGUCUUUAUAUUGUGAUUUAACCGUGCUAAAACCGUCAACGUGCCAACGGCAUCAUAGAUUGGAGCUGGAUUCAUUCAGAUAUCCCCCGAUUACAAGGUGAGUUUAAUCAAACAUGAUAUAAACUCUUCUGCAAAGUAAGCCUUUAACACAAUAGCAACGAAGUAAUAUUUAUGUAUCUGUAACACGCUGAAAUUAUCGUCACCUCGUUUCCUAAUAUUAGCUUGCUAUCUUUUCAUAUAAUGCCUAAAAGUGUAUAAUUUGUACAUAACUGUAUUCCGAGGGAAGUUUUUCUUUAAUAGUGUUGGCGUUUUGUUUCUUUAAUGUUGGCUGUAUUUUGGAUUGCUUCGAUCUAAGUUGGCUUGAUAGAAUAAGUUACAGGAUAUAAUAAUCAGUUAGAAUAAUUCAUUUUUUUUUUUUUUUGUCUUGUUGGUUUGUAUUGCAAUGUUACUUUACCCAGUACAUUAGGACAAUGGCAGUUUUAUUUUUGUGGAGAUUUUCUUUUGUUAUUGAGAUUUUUUGAGUUACGUUUUUUCGUGCCUAAAGACUGUCCAUUUUGACUUGUCAGCAUGUUUGAGUGUCAGUUAUGUGGGCAGCAAUGCAGUACUCCAGUGGUCUAUGUGAAGCACAUGAGGAUUCACAGCAAUACCCCUAACUUGUAUCUUCAUUGUUGCAUCCAGGACUGUAACAGGAAAUUUGCUAAAUUAGCAGCUUUAAAAUCACAUCUUUACAGACAACACAAUGAGUGUGUGGUGGUGCCUAGAUCACAUUUGUACCCAGCAGUAGACCUUGCAUGCCAUAUUGACUUGUGUAGUGUCAAAUGUGAUACACUAACUCAGUUUUAUUCCCAUCUUAAAGUUCACAUUAAAGAGGGACGAAGAGUGACAUGCCCCUUUAAGCAGUGUGAUCAAUCAUUUUCAGUGAUAUCCACCUUUACCUCUCACAUAUCAAGGAAACAUAAAAAUUCAACAGAGGUAAACCUAAAUGAAUCCAUUGUUGCCACAUCACUUGUGACUGAAGCUGGAAGCUUUCAAGAUAUUGACAGUGAUAUGACAUCGGGAGAACAUACUGGUGUAGUUGGAAAUAGUGAGAAUUUGGAGGUUAGUCCAGAAAAUAUUGAUGAGACAUUAUUUUUGAAGAAUCUUGCUCUCUUUUAUCUGAAAUUACAGGCUAAGUUAUUGCUUCCAUCUUCAGUCGUUCAGACUAUCAUUGAAGACAUGCAGUCAGUUUAUGAUGUCAACCAGUCACAUCUACUUUUCAAACUAAAUGAGAAAUUGGUUGCACUUGGGGUUCCAGAGGCUUCCAUUAAUGAUGUCAUGGACAGUCUGAAAGCAGAUGAUCUCUUAAGAGCAUGUAAUAGCCACACACUAAAAACAGACCAGCGCAGGAAAACAGUGUUCAAGAACAGUUUUAAUUAUGUUGAACCUAUGCCCAUUUGUCUAGGACAUAACGAAGCUGGCAAAGAGUGUUUUUUACAGUAUGUCCCUGUAAAACACACGAUUGAAGCCCUUUUUCAUUGUGAGACUGUGUGGAAGCAGUACAGAGAAGUUCACAGCCGUAUCCAGUUGAAGGAUAUUUUUGAAGAUGUGUGGGAUGGUGAAAACACCACAAAAAACUUGGCCCAGACAGAAAGAUCAUCUUUAGGCUUGAUACUUUAUCAAGAUUCAUUUGAAGUUGUUAAUCCCCUGGGGUCAGGAAAGAAAAAACACAAAAUACUAGCUAUGUAUCUCACACUUGCAGACCUACUGUCACACAACCGGUCAAGUAUUGACCAGAUGCAACUGGUUUUUCUUUGUAGAGAACAAGAUUUCAAGUAUUUUGGUCAGGAAUUGGUCAUGGGAUGCUUGAUGAAAGACCUUCAAGACCUUGAGACUAAUGGCAUAAUGCUACCUGAUGGACAAGUAUGCAAAGGGAUCUUGCGAGCCAUUUGUGGAGACAACCUGGGUUCACACAACAUCGGAGGUUUUCUUGAAAAUUUCAGUGGCAGUAGGUACUUCUGUCGAUAUUGUGAAAUUGACAAAGAUGUGUUUCACACAGAUCCUUUGUCCAAAGCUAACACUCGGACACCAGAGUCAUACCAAGAGCAUGUUCAGAACCUUGAGGAGCAUUCUGUUCAUAGUGGAGGUAUUAAAUUUGACUCCUUAUUCAACAGCCUUUCUAUGUUUCAUGUAUGUCAACCUGGGUUGCCUCCGUGUCUUGGGCAUGAUUUGUUUGAAGGUGUUGUUGCCUCUGAUCUUGCAUUGUGUAUCCACCAUCUUGUCACAGUUGACAAACAGUUCACUUACACUGAAUUAAAUCGGAUGAUUGAUCAGUUCCGAUAUUUAGGUAAUGAUGCAAAUGACAAACCUUGUGAGGUGAGGCCAGGAAGUGAUAGACUGAGUGGCCAUGCUAUGCAGAACUGGUGCUUACUAAGACUGUUACCACUGUUGAUUGGAGAGAAGAUUACAUCUCCUGCUGACAAUGAGAUAUGGCAACUGGUGUUACAACUAAGAGAAAUUGUGGCAUUGAUUUGUGCACCAGCAAUUUCUGCUGACCAGAUAGGCUAUUUAAGGGUCCUUAUUGAAGAAUAUUUGCAUUCCAGAAAACAAGCCUUUCCCCAUCAUCGGCUUAAACCUAAGCAUCAUUACAUGAGCCAUUAUCCAGAGCUCAUCAUUCAGUUUGGUCCACUUAUUCGUUUGUGGACUAUGAGGUUCGAAAGCAAGCACACAUAUUUUAAACAGUGCACAAGAAAGCUGCGUAACUUUAAAAAUGUGUGCUCAAGCCUUGCAGAAAGACACCAGCUUUUACAAGCAUAUCUUAGUGCUGGCAAUCUCUUCCCACCAUCAAUUGUAAUAGAAAAGGCAACUGAGUUUUUUCCAUGUGACUACAGUGAUAGCAUCAAGGAAUCAGUAGCAAAUUAUGAUUUUGGCCCUGAAAAUACUUUGAUUGGUCAUGAAGUAACUGUAAAAGGAACCAAAUACAAAAAAAACAUGUUUGUUGUUAUCAGUAACAAUGAGGAUGGGCUUGAAGUUGGUAAGAUUAUUAUGAUACUCAAUCAUAAAAACUCUGCAGUCUACUUCGUCGCUGAAAGGUAUAAGGCUUUGUGUCUACAUGAUGUAGGUGUUCACUGCAUCACACCAAUCAAGGGCUGUUACUACUGUGUGAACCAGGAGGACCUACUGGAUUAUUACCCUCUACCUCAGUAUGCAAUUCAUGGCAUGGCACUUAUUGUUCUUCACCAUUCUUUUCCCUCUUUGUAGUGCAAUGAGCAUUGUGAAUGAAGAUCU
Messenger RNA from Carassius auratus (goldfish), 3377 nucleotides. RefSeq lists its product as uncharacterized. The transcript is spliced from 2 exons. The record is from RefSeq and is a predicted model, not a curated record. NCBI's taxonomy places the organism in Eukaryota, Metazoa, Chordata, Actinopteri, Cypriniformes, Cyprinidae. The coding region runs from base 681 to 3350 and encodes 889 amino acids.